ACACUGCUCUACAACCACAUCUCUUGAACUGAAGAUGCCUGCACCCUCACGGAUCUCGAUCGCCACAUCGGCGCUGAACAGGUUGGUCAAGGAGGAAAAGUCAUACCGCAACGAGCACGAGUCGCAGAAAGAACGAAUUGCCAAGCUCGAAGCCAGCCAAGGAGACGAUGAGAACGCAGAAUACAUAUUGAGACAAGAGCGCAAAGCGCUCGAGGAGACCGAGGCUAUGUUUCCGCAGCUCAAGCUGAAGAUUACUGAAGCCAAGGAGAAGCUCGAGGCCCAGCUGGAGCAGGACAAAGGCCCUGGCGAUCAAAGCAACACGCCAGAAGAUGUCACCAAAGCCAAGGAGGCCAUAGCCGCAGCACUGGUCGCUAUUCGCGAGUCGUCGUGAGCUGCUAGCUGUGGGUGACGGAUUGGUGUUGAUUCGGACAGGGCCGUGAUAGAAAGUCGAAGGUCUGCAUCACUACGAGCAGCCAAUGUACGCUUCCAAGACGC
Messenger RNA from Cercospora beticola, 495 nucleotides. RefSeq names its product Rbl2p (gene RBL2). Gene Ontology annotation, cellular component: microtubule cytoskeleton; cytosol. Gene Ontology annotation, biological process: post-chaperonin tubulin folding pathway; tubulin complex assembly. The record is from RefSeq and is a predicted model, not a curated record. Lineage: Eukaryota; Fungi; Ascomycota; Dothideomycetes; Mycosphaerellales; Mycosphaerellaceae. Gene Ontology annotation, molecular function: beta-tubulin binding.